Messenger RNA from Acanthocheilonema viteae, 252 nucleotides. NCBI's taxonomy places the organism in Eukaryota, Metazoa, Nematoda, Chromadorea, Rhabditida, Onchocercidae. The record is from the annotation of a GenBank genome assembly.
AUGCCAUCAUCAGAAGCGGCGGAAAAAGAAAGAUUACUGAAACAUGAAGAAGCAGCAAAAGCACUCGGUAAACCGAUCUACGAUGACAUGAAGGGUGGUUCCUUCGUAUGUUUUUAUUAUCUUUUUCCUAUCAUUUCCACAAACGAGCUUGCAGCAUUUGCAAACAUGCAAAUAUUUGUUGUGGAUGUGUCAUUUUCCGAUACAAAAGAGAAUAAUAAUAUGGCGGUGUCGACAUUUGCACUAAUUGUUUAA